AUUUGAAAUAGCUGGGGGGAUAAAGGAAAGGAUAAUUUCUGACAGCUAAUUAUUAAGUAGAAAUCACACUCUGGCACCACAUUUUUAAAAUAGGUAAAAUGAGAUAUGGGACAGAGUCAAAACUAACUGCUACUCAGCAUCUAUUUUCAGCUUCCUUCUGUAAAGGACUGUCCACUAUCUGUAUUCUUUCACUGCACAUAGUAUACUGGGAGGAGUUUACCAGCAUCUAUUCAGAAUGGCUUGUUAGAGGUGGGUAAGAGUUAAAUGACCUUCUCCGGGGAUAAUGCAGUGUGCUCAGAGGUUCAGCCUGAGUCAUGCACACUGAAACACAAGUGCUGUCACACCCUUUCCCUGAAGAGGACCGGGGCAAGUUUCCUGCCUGCAGAGCAGAAGAGAGCACAGUUCUACAGAGAGCAAGGUUUCCAUUUGCUGUUAACACGUGGAACUGAGGUGAAGCCGUGCUCCUUAAUUUUAUACAUUUGAUAACGUUUGGGAAACAGGACUCAGGUCAUCGAGAUGAAAGCCCUCAUCUUUGCAGCUGCUGGAGUAAUGCUUCUGUCGCCCACUUUUUGUCAAAGCGGUAUGGAAAAUGAUUCAGACAAAUCAACAGAGCCAAUGUUAUCUAUUAGGACCUUUCGUGGAGCCCCCCUCAAUUCUUUUGAAGAGUUCCCUCUUUCGGCCAUAGAAGGUUGGACAGAAACCAUAACUGUAAAGAUUAAGUGCCCUGAAGGAAGUGUUGCAACUCUGUAUGUCAAUAAUGCCACCAUGGGAUAUCUGAGCAACUCCUUAAGUACCAAACUGAUACCCGUCAUCUACAUCCUGGUGUUCGCAGUAGGUGUGCCAGCCAAUGCAGUGACCCUGUGGAUGCUCUUCUUCAGGACCAAACCAAUCUGUGUGACCAUCUUCUAUAUCAACUUGGCGAUUGCAGACUUUCUUUUGUGUGCCAUACUGCCCUUUAAAAUAGCUUAUCAUCUCAAUGGGAACAAUUGGGUAUUUGGAGAGGUCAUGUGUCGGGCCACUACCAUCAUCUUUUAUGGCAACAUGUACUGUUCCAUUCUGCUCAUCACCUGCAUCAGCAUCAGUCGCUAUCUAGCCGUUGUCCAUCCUUUCACUUACCGGGGGCUGCCCAAGCGCACCUACGCCUUGGUAACGUGUGGAUUAGUGUGGGCUACAGUUUUCUUAUACAUGCUGCCGUUUUUCAUCCUGAAGCAGGAGUAUUAUCUUGUCCAGCAGGACAUUACCACCUGCCAUGAUGUCCACAACACAUGCGAAUCUUCAUCUCCCUUCCAACUCUACUACUUCAUCUUCUUGGCAUUCUUUGGAUUCUUAAUUCCAUUUGUGGUCAUCAUCUACUGUUACACAGCCAUCAUUCGGACACUGAAUGCAUACGAUCAUAGAUGGAUGUGGUAUGUUAAGGCAAGUCUCCUCAUUCUCAUGAUUUUUACCAUGUGCUUUGCUCCAAGUAAUAUUAUACUUAUUAUUCACCAUGCCACCUACUACUACAGUACUGAUGGUUUAUACUUAAUCUACCUCAUAGCUUUGUGCCUUGGUAGUCUGAAUAGUUGCCUAGAUCCAAUCCUUUAUUUUCUAAUGUCAAAAAUUAAAGAUCACUCCACUGUUUACCUCACAAUAGUGAGAUCAUCUUAGAGAACAAGAAAAGCUAUUAUAUUUGUGAAAACAUACAUUCUUGGGAUAACAUGCGCAUAAGGGCAAGCAGCUCUAUUUUCUAGCUCCACUUUUGAGUUCCUAAGAGAUAGUGCUUCAAAAUAAAAUAUUACAAAAGCAAUAGCUAUUUAGAAAAACUUUAUCAGUAUUUUAAGAACAUCAGUGCAGGAGAAAAGAUAUCACCACUCUCUUAAUGGCAACUGACACAAUUUGCCUGACUGGUCCUUCAUGCUCUUUACACCUUCAUCUUCCCUACUUCUAGAAGUUUCUACUUUAGAUGACUUGAAGGAAAAUGGGACAAGGUGCAGCAUGGGGAGAAGCUAAGAUCUCAGUUUUCAGUACCUGGUGCCAAUUUUGAUUCUUCAGCCUCUCAUGUUGGUGGCUGCCUCAUUAGCUGAUUCUAUCUUUGUAAUAUGUCUCACUAGGAUCCAUCAUCCUAGUCCUACCUUUGCCUUCCAACCCGUCUCUUUACUCCAGCCUAUCUAGCCUCCAUUCCAUGGGCCACUACCAGAUUAUUCUUGCUCAAAUGUCAGUUUGAAUGCAUCACUCAAAACCCCCAGCUCAAAAACCUCCAUUGCCUCUCCACUGCUUUGGAAUAAAUUAUAAAUCUUUACUUUGGCAUUCAGGGCUAAUGUUCUAAUUUUACUUCCCAAUAAACCUUGUCUGUGAUAUGGGCACUCAUCAAGAUUCUUGUUUUGCUGUGAUGUGAUUUCUUCUCUCUCUGCCCCUGUCUCUAACUGGAAAGCUAUUUCUAACAUGUUUGCCUUAAUUCUUUCCAUCUCUUGAAGUCUUCAAAAGACUAUUCCCUGAUUCUCAAGCUAGAAUUCAUUUUUCUAAUCUGAACUUUCAAAGCAUUUUCUUGUAUUUUUAUUAUGGCACUUAUAUACUUGUAUAGUUCAUGUAUACACAAGUGUUAAUUCCAUAAACACUUAAGCACCAUGUAUAGUAGGGAAGGGCUCAUCUUCUCCCUUUUUUGUGCUGCUGGUGGCAACCCCAAGUCCAAGUCUCCUCAGGGCCUGUGGGGCCCAAUUCCAUGCUUUAUACAUCAUGUGGCCCAAUGAAUGAAAGAAUAAAAUCCCAAAGCAUCUUAACAGCAUGAAAGCUCAUUGAAUUCAUA
Hipposideros armiger (great roundleaf bat) is the source of this 2782-nucleotide messenger RNA. RefSeq names its product coagulation factor II thrombin receptor like 2 (gene F2RL2). The record is from RefSeq and is a predicted model, not a curated record. The transcript has 2 exons. Bases 517 to 1647 code for a protein of 376 amino acids. NCBI's taxonomy places the organism in Eukaryota, Metazoa, Chordata, Mammalia, Chiroptera, Hipposideridae. Gene Ontology annotation, cellular component: plasma membrane. Gene Ontology annotation, biological process: blood coagulation; positive regulation of Rho protein signal transduction; thrombin-activated receptor signaling pathway. Gene Ontology annotation, molecular function: thrombin-activated receptor activity.